Cucurbitaria berberidis CBS 394.84 is the source of this 912-nucleotide messenger RNA. RefSeq lists its product as uncharacterized. The annotation marks the transcript as partial. Gene Ontology annotation, molecular function: glycosyltransferase activity. The record is from RefSeq and is a predicted model, not a curated record. Lineage: Eukaryota; Fungi; Ascomycota; Dothideomycetes; Pleosporales; Cucurbitariaceae. The transcript has 3 exons.
AUUAGCGAUGUCCGAACAGUCAAUUUCUAUCCCAGAAGAGUACAAGUCGCAGCUUCGCUACGUUGACGCAAAGGAUAAACGCACCGAUGUCGAAAUAGUCGCCUCUCUGACGAAACAUGCACCCAUCACUUCCGAGAAGAACAUAUGGACGUAUUGGCACUCCGGCAUUCAAUCUAUGCCGAGCUGGUGCCAGCGCAACAUCAUUAACUGGGUGCGCCUUCAUGGCUCCGACUGGACCGUACGAGUGCUCGACACCGUUCCUGGGUCACCCAACCAUGCAUUGACGUGGAUCGCACCUGAAGAGCUACCCGAAGCCUUCGUCUCAGGAACGAUGACCGGGCCGUAUGUUGGACCUCAUAGCGCGGACUUCCUACGUGGUGCAGCGCUGUAUGCAUACGGCGGUGCUUGGAUGGAUGUUGGAAAUGUUCUAUUUCGGAAUUUGGACAAAGUUUGCUGGAAUCAGCUUGCGGAUGAGAAUAGUCCUUACACUAUUAGUAUUCCGUGGAUGUUCGAACAGUAUACGGCGAACCACUUUGUUGCAUCCAGAAAAGGCGAUCUGUUCAUCAAGAAGUGGCAUGACCUCUUCGUCCACCUCUGGAAAGGUCGCACUGAUUUCACUGGUGUGAUACAAUCACCCCUGAUUGCGUUCAUGAAAGACUUCAAGUUCGCCCAAGCAGAGGCGCGUGGCUUCAAGUGGGACUUCAAGGUCGAUGAGCAGACUGUGAUGGGAUACACUGGGCAAUGCCUUGCUUGGAUCCGCCUAACUUGGCUGCAAGAACCUAACGGGGGCUUUGAUGGUGUCCAUUACUGGGCUAAUAAGGUUCUAGUAUUUGAUGUCGGGCUAGAGGAUUUCCCUGCCGAGCAGAUUGUGGGGUACAAAGGCGAAGAUCUGUUCAAAGUAUUGAUCACGAG